Micromonas pusilla CCMP1545 is the source of this 1227-nucleotide messenger RNA. RefSeq lists its product as uncharacterized. The record is from RefSeq and is a predicted model, not a curated record. The transcript is spliced from 2 exons. Gene Ontology annotation, molecular function: GTP binding; GTPase activity. The coding region runs from base 1 to 1227 and encodes 408 amino acids. Lineage: Eukaryota; Viridiplantae; Chlorophyta; Mamiellophyceae; Mamiellales; Mamiellaceae. Gene Ontology annotation, cellular component: cytoplasm. Gene Ontology annotation, biological process: cytoplasmic translation.
AUGGGGAUCCUCGAGAAGAUCAAGGACAUCGAGCUCGAGAUGUCUCGCACGCAGAAGAACAAGGCGACGGAGGGCCACCUCGGCAUCUUAAAGUCCAAGCUCGCCAAGCUCCGCACGCAGCUCCUCGCGCCGUCCAAGACGAGCGGCUCGAACGAGGACAGCUUCGAGGUGUCCAAGUACGGCCACGGGCGCGUCGCGCUCAUCGGGUUCCCGUCCGUGGGGAAGUCCACGCUGCUCACGGAACUCACGGGGACGGACAGCGAGGUGGCGGCGUACGAGUUCACGACGCUGACGUGCAUCCCCGGCGUCAUCCACUACAACGACGCGAAGAUACAGCUGCUGGACCUCCCCGGGAUCAUCGAGGGCGCGAGCGAGGGGAAGGGUCGGGGGCGGCAAGUCAUCGCCGUCGCGAAGAGCAGCGAUUUGAUCCUCAUGGUGUUAGACGCGACGAAGAGCGAGGCGGCGAACAGCACGUACGCGCACAAGGAGAUCCUCACGCGAGAGCUCGAGGCGGUGGGACUGCGGCUGAACCAGACGCCGCCGCGCGUCUACGUCAAACCGAAGCACAGCGGCGGCGUGCAGGUGAACAACGUCGUUUCGGGCGGACUCACGAAGAUGUCCGAGAGCACGAUACUGAAGAUACUCGCGGAGUACAAGAUCCAUCACUGCGAGUUGCUGUUCCGCGAAGACGUCACCGUGGAUCAGUUCAUCGACGUCUUGGAGGGCAACCGCAAGUACGUCCGGUGUCUGUACGUGUACAACAAAGUCGACGCGCUGACGAUCGAGGAGGUCGAUUCCCUGAGCCGCCGCCCGGACAGCGUCUGCAUCUCUUGCCACAUGAAACUCGGGAUGGACCACCUCCUUCGAAGGACGUGGAACGACAUGGGCUUGGUCCGCGUCUACACGAAAAAGACGGGACAAAAACCCGACUUCGACGAGCCCGUCGUGCUCGCGGACCACCGCGGCGGGUGCACGGUGAAACACUUCUGCGAUCAGAUACACAACACGCUGUCGCGCGGAUUGAAAUACGCGCAGGUGUGGGGCGUGAGCGCGAAGCACAUGGGGCAGCGCGUGGGGUUAAAGCACGCGCUGAGCGACGAGGACGUGGUGCAGGUGGUCAAGGACGACGGCGCGGUGGACAAGGAGGAGCUCAAGGGGCGGUUCAGGCGCAAGAACGACCCGGCGCGGAUCGCGGACCGCGUGAAGAAGGCGAAGCUGAAGACGUAG